AUGGGACAUAACUUGUCGAACUCGACACAGAAAGAGAUUCCGGCACUGACUCGGAGACUUUGCCUAGACCUCAAGGAACUGAAGAACACGCUUAGAGUCGCUCGCAACAUCGACGACUCAAUUCGCAUUCUCCUCAACUCGAGCAACGUUCGAGAAUACAGUCGAAGCAAAGAGCUAAUUGGAAUAUCUGAGGAGGAGCGCGACAAACGCUGUUUAGACGUACAACAGCAACUGUUCGCAUCAUGGCUCUCCCGAACACAGCUACUAGACACUUGCGAACACAUUGUCCAGUCAGAAGCUGUUCACCAACGGACUCCAAAGCCGGUCGCAGAAGCAAGUGCUACCCCGGAGCGACUGGAUCCGUACGCCAAGUCACAGGCUGUUGACGAAUCGGUUACGACAGCACUCUUGAGUGUGAUAGCCAACGAACGACAAGUCGAGAACAUUGUGCGUGAUCGAAGCUGGGAAGAACUUACUGCCUUUUGUCCAAACCUCCAGCAAGAUUGGCGGGAUGUUUUUCGUUAA
This is a messenger RNA of Schizosaccharomyces japonicus yFS275, 525 nucleotides long. RefSeq names its product caffeine induced death protein Cid2. The record is from RefSeq and is a predicted model, not a curated record. The transcript has 2 exons. Bases 1 to 525 code for a protein of 174 amino acids. NCBI's taxonomy places the organism in Eukaryota, Fungi, Ascomycota, Schizosaccharomycetes, Schizosaccharomycetales, Schizosaccharomycetaceae. Gene Ontology annotation, cellular component: mitochondrial intermembrane space.